AUGACUACCAUUCGCCUUAUAUCAGUAAUAGGCGCAACCGGAGCGCAAGGAAUUCCCGUGGUAAAAGCUCUGGUGUCGUCCGGGCAAUACACGGUCCGAGCCCUUACCCGAGACUCAACAAACGCCCGUUUCAAGGAACUCCAAUCUUAUGGACCUGUUGAGCCCGUCAUCGGUACUUUCGCCUCGGAAUCUGACCUUCGCAGUCUAUUCCGUGGCGCCUGGGGUGCUUUCGUCAAUAUUGAUGGGUUCAACAGCGGGGAGAAGUCAGAAAUCUUCUGGACCAUCCGUGCCUGGGAACUUGCUAUUGAGGCAGGCGUUCAGCUCUUCGUUCUUGGUAAUUUGGACUAUGCGUACAAGAAAUCUGGAUUUCGUCCACAGUUCCAUGCUGGGCAUUAUGACGGUAAAGGGCGUGUGGGUGAGUUUAUACUCUCCCAGAAUAGGGAUACGGAAUUUAGGACCCUGGUCAAAAUGCGCUCUGCACUAUUCACCACCGGACCAUAUAUUGAGAUGACCCUUGGAAAGGCGACUCCCUUUGCACCCGUAGUGGAAAACGAUACAGCUGUUUGGCGUAUCCCACUUGCAGGUGGUGCGGUGCCUUUUACAGCUCUCGAUGAUUGUGGCUUUUAUGUCAAGUAUCUCUUCGAUCACCCUGCCGAGGCAGAUGGAUUGGACCUUGCCGUAGCGUUGGAUCAUGUAACGUUCACCGAAUACACCCGCGCUUUCACAGCUGUGACAGGCCAUCCAGCUCAGUGGGAUGAUGUCGAUUUGCAGAAGCAUCUCGAAACAGUUUUUGGGCCCAAAGUCGACUCCCCCGCCGGGUACAACGCGGAUCCGAACGAUCCAGCGACGAUGACACUGCGCCAGAACUUCGGGGCAUUCUUCGAGGUUUUCAGAAACUCUGGUGAUAACAAGGGAAUUUUGAAGCGAGAUUACGAGUUUCUGAAUCGCAUUCACCCCGGAAGGAUUAAGAGUGUCGAGGAGUGGCUGCGAAGGCAGGAUCAGAAAGGGCCUGGAGAUCUUUGGAGCCGCACCAAGGAGCUGCAUCACGUACUUAAGAUACUGGAAGAGGGAAGAACUGGGAAAAUCUGA
Xylaria bambusicola is the source of this 1089-nucleotide messenger RNA. RefSeq lists its product as uncharacterized. The transcript is spliced from 2 exons. Bases 1 to 1089 code for a protein of 362 amino acids. NCBI's taxonomy places the organism in Eukaryota, Fungi, Ascomycota, Sordariomycetes, Xylariales, Xylariaceae. The record is from RefSeq and is a predicted model, not a curated record.